This is a messenger RNA of Eubalaena glacialis (North Atlantic right whale), 723 nucleotides long. It is a transcript of the gene KCNMB2, whose product is annotated as potassium calcium-activated channel subfamily M regulatory beta subunit 2. Gene Ontology annotation, molecular function: calcium-activated potassium channel activity; potassium channel regulator activity. The transcript is spliced from 4 exons. Lineage: Eukaryota; Metazoa; Chordata; Mammalia; Artiodactyla; Balaenidae. The record is from RefSeq and is a predicted model, not a curated record. Gene Ontology annotation, cellular component: voltage-gated potassium channel complex; membrane. The coding region runs from base 16 to 723 and encodes 235 amino acids. Gene Ontology annotation, biological process: potassium ion transport; detection of calcium ion.
CCAACAUCCUCUAAGAUGUUUAUAUGGACCAGUGGCCGGACAUCUUCAUCUUACAGACAUGAUGAGAAAAGAAACAUUUACCAAAAAAUCAGGGACCAUGACCUCCUGGACAAAAGGAAAACUGUCACAGCACUGAAAGCAGGAGAGGACCGGGCCAUUCUCCUGGGACUGGCCAUGAUGGUGUGCUCCAUCAUGAUGUACUUUCUGCUGGGAAUCACACUCCUGCGCUCAUACAUGCAGAGUGUGUGGACCGAGGAGGCUGAGUGCACCUUGCUGAAUGCAUCCAUCACGGAAACAUUUAACUGCUCCUUCAGCUGUGGUCCGGACUGCUGGAAACUCUCUCAGUACCCCUGUCUCCAGGUGUACGUUAACCUGACUUCUUCUGGAGAGAAGCUCCUUCUCUACCACACGGAAGAGACAAUGAAAAUCAAUCAGAAGUGCUCCUAUAUACCUAAGUGCGGAAAAAAUUUUGAAGAAUCCAUGUCCCUGGUGAAUGUUGUCAUGGAAAACUUCAGGAAGUACCAACACUUCUCCUGCUAUUCUGACCCAGAAGGAAACCAGAAGAGUGUCAUCCUAACCAAACUCUACAGUUCCAACGUGCUGUUCCAUUCACUCUUUUGGCCAACGUGUAUGAUGGCUGGGGGCCUGGCUAUCGUUGCCAUGGUGAAACUCACACAGUACCUCUCCCUGCUCUGUGAGAGGAUUCAACAGAUCAAUAGAUAA